CGUCGAGGGGCUGCUCAAACAGGCCAUCAGCAUCCGGGACCACAUGAACGCCACCGUGCAGGGCCACAGACCAAGGUCGUUCCACCCAGCCUGGGAGGAUGGGGAGAAAAAAGAUUCAGAUCUCACGCAUUCUGGACCAAAGGAAUCGGCAGGUGACAUUCACCAAGAGGAAGUUCGGGCUGAUGAAGAAGGCCUAUGAGCUGAGCGUGCUCUGCGACUGUGAGAUCGCCCUCAUCAUCUUCAACAGCGCCAACCGCCUCUUCCAGUACGCCAGCACCGACAUGGACCGCGUGCUCCUGAAGUACACCGAGUACAGCGAGCCCCAUGAGAGCCGCACCAACGCCGACAUCCUCGAGACACUGAAGCGGAGGGGUGUGGGUCUUGAUGGGCCAGAGCUGGAGCCAGACGAGGGGCCUGAGGGGCCGGGUGAGAAGCUGCGAAGGCUGGCAGGUGAUGGGGGUGACCCAGCCUUGCCCAGGCCCCGGCUCUAUCCAGCAGCCCCCACUAUGCCCAGCCCAGACAUGGUGUAUGGAGCCUUGCCCCCACCAGGCUGUGACCCCAGUGGGCUCGGGGAGGCCCUGCCUGCUCAGAGCCGCCCAUCUCCCUUCCGGCCUGCAGCCCCCAAAGCCGGGCCUCCAGGACUGGCGCACCCUCUUUUCUCACCAAGCCACCUCACCAGCAAGACGCCACCCCCGCUGUACCUGGCUGCAGAGGGCCGGAGGCCAGACCUGCCUGGUGGUCUGGCCGGGGCCCGAGGGGGGCUAAGCACUCCGAGAAGCCUCUACAGUAGCCUGCAGAGCCCGUGCUCCACUGCGGCCCCAGGACCCCCACUGGGGAGCUUCCCCUUUCUUCCCGCAGGCCCUCCAGAAUAUGGCCUGGGAGACCCUCCACCGGCCCCUGGCCUGCUGCAGCCCCCCACCCUGGCUCCCUGGCAGUCCUCCAGGGGGGACGGUCCCCCGGCGGCCCCCGCCCAGCCCAGUGGGGGCCGCAGCCUGGGCGAGGAGGGGCCCCCUGGCCGCGGCACCUCCCCGCCGACCCCCCCACUCAGCAUCAAGUCGGAGCGCCUGUCGCCGGCCCCCGGGGGCCCCGGCGACUUUCCUAAGGCCUUCCCCUACCCCCUGCUCCUUGCCCGGUCCCUGGCAGAACCCCUGCGGCCCGGGCCUCCUCUGCGCCGGCUGCCCUCGGCUGAUGGCUGGCCCCGGUAA
Molecule: messenger RNA, 1205 nt
Organism: Galeopterus variegatus (Sunda flying lemur)
Lineage: Eukaryota; Metazoa; Chordata; Mammalia; Dermoptera; Cynocephalidae
Product: myocyte-specific enhancer factor 2B-like
Exons: 9
Coding region: 99-1205 (368 amino acids)
Biological process (GO): positive regulation of transcription by RNA polymerase II
Molecular function (GO): protein dimerization activity; RNA polymerase II cis-regulatory region sequence-specific DNA binding; DNA-binding transcription factor activity, RNA polymerase II-specific
Source: RefSeq, a predicted model, not a curated record